Plasmodium gaboni is the source of this 840-nucleotide messenger RNA. RefSeq lists its product as hypothetical. The record is from RefSeq and is a predicted model, not a curated record. The coding region runs from base 1 to 840 and encodes 279 amino acids. The transcript has a single exon. NCBI's taxonomy places the organism in Eukaryota, Apicomplexa, Aconoidasida, Haemosporida, Plasmodiidae.
AUGUAUACAAUCGAUUUUGUAAAUGAAGAAAAAUAUAUUCAAAGGGUAGGAGAUAUUUGUGGUGAUUUUUACGUACCAGUAUGUUUACCAGGCCGAUAUAAAUAUAACGUUGAAGAUAUAGAAAAUCUUUUACAUCUAUGGAUGACUAAGAAACAUAAAAUAAAAAAUGGAGAACAUAAAGAUUUAUAUUUGUUUAGUUUAUUAUUUAAAGAAACAAAAUUUUCUUUAAUAUUAACAAAAUCAAGAUAUGAAAAUAAUAUUUCAUCAUGGCAAACCUUAUGGUUAUCUUGGAAGCAUGUAUUUAAAAAUAGUUUCGAUGAAAAUAAUAAUAAAUAUAAAAAUUUAUAUACAAAUAAUAUUAUACAAUUCCAAGCAGGAUGUAUAUAUUUAUUAUUCUUAUUAUAUUUUAGUCAACAUAUAGAAGAAAAUCACUAUGCUCUUCCAUUAUACCUUUCACCUGAUAUAAUGAAUCUUUGUUUAGAUGUUACAGAGAAAUGUGAAGAAACUAAUAUUUUUAAAGAAUUAAGAUUUAUAUUAAAUUUUAUGAUCGAUACCAAUUCUAUUAUUUUAUGUUGUAAUGAUGAAUUGAAUGAAAUAUAUCAAGACAGAUAUGGAGAUCCACUUUAUAUUGAAAAAAAUAAAAUGUCUGUAGAAAAUUCUAUAGAAAUUAAUGAUGUAGAUACUAAUAAACUAUAUGAUAAUUUAAUUAAGGAUAUUAAAUAUAUUUGUGAAAAAUGUGAUGAAAAAAAGAGAAAAAAAACUUUAAGCAACACAUCUACUAAUAGUCUCCUUACAAAAUUAGAGCAUAUUAAAAAGGUAAUAAAUAAGGAUGAUCUUUGA